UGGAGCAGGACCGCACCCUGGGCCGCCAGGAGCCCCAGUGGAAGGAGUUCCGCUUUGACCUCACCCAGAUCCCGGUGGGGGAGGCCGUCACGGCCGCGGAGUUCCGGAUUUACAAGCUGCCCAGUACCCACCUGCUCAACUGGACCCUCCACAUCAGCAUGUUCGAGGUGGUCCUGGAGCAGUCCAACAGGGAGUCUGACUUGUUCUUUUUGGAUCUUCAGACGCUCCGAUCUGGGGACGAGGGCUGGCUGGUGUUGGACGUGACAGCAGCCAGUGACCGCUGGCUCUUGAACCGUAGCAAGGACCUGGGACUCCGCCUCUAUGUGGAAACAGAUGAUGGUAAGACUCGGGCCAGCAGCGAACCGUCCCCUGGGGGCUCCUCCGAGGAAGCUGCUGGCAGCCGGCGCAGCUAG
Molecule: messenger RNA, 413 nt
Organism: Lipotes vexillifer (Yangtze River dolphin)
Lineage: Eukaryota; Metazoa; Chordata; Mammalia; Artiodactyla; Lipotidae
Product: bone morphogenetic protein 8B-like
Exons: 2
Cellular component (GO): extracellular region
Molecular function (GO): cytokine activity
Source: RefSeq, a predicted model, not a curated record